AUGACAGCCCUUCGAACCGAGUCAGCUUGGGCGAAUCAAAGCCCAUCGCCACCCAGUUAUCUACCGGUACCUGGUACAAAACUUACCGAUGAUCUCAACUUUAUCGAACGCACUUUCAAUCUAGCCUCUUACCUUCGUGCCUUGUAUAUUCACCAUCACAUUAUUCUGCCAAGAGUCGAUGCUGUUUUUCAGGCUUUACAUGACUUCGUCGAAAGUGCCACAGAUGAUGAGGGAUUCGUUUUGAUCACGACUGGAUUCACGGCUCAGUGGAAUAAAGCACCGCAGCAGAUCUUGGUAAGAAUGUAA
Messenger RNA from Cooperia oncophora, 306 nucleotides. The record is from the annotation of a GenBank genome assembly. Lineage: Eukaryota; Metazoa; Nematoda; Chromadorea; Rhabditida; Trichostrongylidae.